This is a messenger RNA of Centropristis striata (black sea bass), 3010 nucleotides long. RefSeq names its product zinc-binding protein A33-like. The transcript is spliced from 6 exons. Lineage: Eukaryota; Metazoa; Chordata; Actinopteri; Perciformes; Serranidae. The record is from RefSeq and is a predicted model, not a curated record. The coding region runs from base 63 to 1616 and encodes 517 amino acids. Gene Ontology annotation, molecular function: protein binding; zinc ion binding.
ACUUUUCUCUGUGCUGCCAUCAGACGUCUGUUGUUUUCUCAGGACUAUGUACGCCGUCGAGAAUGGCGGACACCAACGCGAUUGAGGAGCUGCAGUCAGAGCUCACCUGUCCCGUGUGUUUGGAGCUGUUCCACGACCCGGUGAUCCUCGAGUGCGGACACCACUUCUGCCAGGUGUGCAUCAUCCAGUGCUGGGAGGCCAAGGCGGACGAGCUGUCGAGCUGCCCAAAGUGUAGGAAGUCGUGCGGCCGUAAACUGCGACCCAACUCGCUCCUGUGCAACGUCGUGGACAGUGUGCGGAGAGCCCGGGUCAUGGACACGGCCGCGGGGAUACCCGGAUGGGACUCGGAGGGCGCGCUGGAGAUGCCGGAGGAGCGGGAGCCCGGGUCCAGCAUGAGCAGCGUGGCCUCGUCCACCGGGCACUGGCCGCGCCUGGGCAUGGAUAUGUGCGAGGAGCAUGAGGAGAAGCUGAAGCUGUACUGUGAGGACGACCAGCUCCCGAUCUGUCUGGUGUGCGGCAUGUCCCGGGACCACAAGACUCACAAUGUCAUCCCCAUUAUCGAGGCCUUUGAAAACUACAGGGAUAAGCUGUCUAUCGCUCUGGAGAGGGUUCAGCUCCAGACAGAGGAGGCCACAAACUUCCAAAGACAGACCAAUGAGAAGAUCCUCCACAUCAAGGAGCGGGCAGGAGACCUGGAGGAGAUGGUCACCGCAGAGUUUAGCCGCCUGAGGGAGUUCAUGCUCGAGGAGGAGGAGCGCAUGAAGGAGAAACUGCAGAAGCACAAAGAGGAGAAACUCAACCAGCUGGAGGAGGCGCUCACUCAGACCACAGAGCAGAUCAGCCAGAUGGAAAACACGGCUGACCAGCUCCGCCUCAAACUGAGAGAAGAAGAAAACCCAGAGCAACUCAAGGGAAUCAAAGACUUCAUUGGUGGGGCUGAGAGCUUCUUCGAGCGCCCCCCAGAAGUGGGUGUGGAUCUGCAGUCGGGAGAGUUCCUUGGCCCUCUACAGUACAGGACCUGGAGGAAAAUGAGCUCAAUAUUUCAGCCAGCUAUCACACCGGUGACCCUCGACCCGUACACAGCCUACCCCUGCCUCUGGGUGUCCCCGUGUUGCACCAGCGUCCAGGUGGGAAAAAUCCAGCCAAACUUGCCCAACAACCCAGAGCGCUUCACCCUGUACAACAUCGUCUUGGGCUCUGAAGCCUUCUCCUCUGGCAGACACUACUGGGAGGUGGAGGUGGGCUAUAAGACAGCGUGGGGUCUGGGCGUGGCCACGGACUCCGUCAACAGGAAGGAGGAGAUCAGCCUCUGUCCAGACGAUGGCUUCUGGACCGUGGUGCUGAGGGACAACGCUGACGGCACCAGCGAGUAUGAAGCAUGCACCGACUCGGAGGAGAGCUUGAUAUAUCCCUCCAAACCCCCCAGGAGGGUGGGGGUCUACCUGGACUACAGUCGUGGCGAGGUUGGGUUUUACGACGCAGGAAACAUGAGCCACCUCUUCACCUUCUAUAACACGAAAUUCAAAGAGCCGGUUUUCCCGUACUUCAAUCCCUGGCCGAUUAUCAACGGACACAACCGGGAGCCGCUCACCAUCGUAACACCACACUGGGGAUAAACGUGCUCUUUAUCAGAGAACACCUUCAGAAUUAAACUGCAGAAGAAGAUUCAGCAGUUGAUGAACAGACUCAUCUCAUGAGCGCUCACACAUGUGCCUCGCCGUAAAGACUUUAUUAACAAUGUGGUGAUGAUGAACUGCUGAAGCACAACACAAAUGACACUUUAAGGAUGUGGCUCUUGAUAUUUUUCAUUAUCAACAAACACAGAAACCAAAACCAACCAAUUAACUGUUCAUACUAACAAGUAUUGUCAGUAUAGCCAAAGCCUGACAUAUCUUAUUCCUCUGUGCCAUUGACCUCCAUUGUAUUACAAAAAAUGCAUUGCAUUCAGGUAGUUCUCUUAAACUUAUAACCUGUUUUUGUGCUUAUGUGCAGCUGUGAGACCUUGUAUGACUUCAUAAAGCAGUCUGUCCAAUUUAUUGAAUUUACCACAUGUGGACUUAAAUCAACUUGUAGAAACACCUCAAAGAUGAACUAGAGAAAUGGGAAACACCAGAGCUGAAUUUCAGGUGUCAUAAACAUGAGUCUAAUGUGAUUUUUAACUUUUUUCUUUUUAAAAUAUUUACAAAAACAUCCAAAAUCCUGUUUUAGAUUCAUCAUUAUUGAGUAUGAUUGAGAUAUGAUUCAUGAUAUUAGAGGGAAAUUAUAUUUUGUAAAAUAUUUUUUAACAUCAUUAUUCAUAUUUUCAUUGAAAAAUAUAUUGUAAUAAUAAUGGUGAUUUCAAAAUAACAUUUCAAUUCAUUUUGCAGCCCUAGUGUUAAAUAUAGAUUGAGAUAAAAAUGAAUUAAAAGACUUGCACAUUUAGUAGAAAUAAAUGAGCUCGGGGCUGAGAGCCAAAAUAUUUAGAGACAGAUGAAUGCAUUGUUGGUUUCAGUCUUGUUGUCCAUCAGAAAAACAAAGAAUAGCCUUAUCCUGUAAGAUGUGGUUUUGCUUUUGAAUUCAUUAGAACCUGAGACCUAAAGUUUCCCCUAGCAGUGCUAUGAAUUAUCAUGUGACUGCUAGCUAGUAAACGUGGAUUAAAAAGAAAAAGCACCUUUGCAAACGUUUUAUAAUGAAGAAAAUGCAUCACAAUUGUUAGAGCUAAAUGAUACCCAGAGCAUUUUGUCGAAUAACACUGAAUGUAAACAGACCUUUUGUUUGUUUUAAAAAAAACUGAGAAACUUUAACUGGUAUCUGGAAAAAUAAAUAUAUAAUUAAAUAUAGUUUUUUGUUGCAGUAUUUUCUUGCAAUAUACAUUUAUAUUUGAUCUAUAUCUAUAAUACACUGUCAUUUAUUUUAUAUACCAUUUUAAGGCUGUUGUGUAUCUAUUCCUGUUAUUCUAAUGACAUGUAUAUCUAAAUAAAUUACAUGUUCAGUAGAUUUAAAACAAGUAAUAAAGACUUGUAUACACCUA